Molecule: messenger RNA, 3296 nt
Organism: Vicia villosa (hairy vetch)
Lineage: Eukaryota; Viridiplantae; Streptophyta; Magnoliopsida; Fabales; Fabaceae
Exons: 12
Coding region: 1449-3014 (521 amino acids)
Biological process (GO): IMP biosynthetic process
Molecular function (GO): N6-(1,2-dicarboxyethyl)AMP AMP-lyase (fumarate-forming) activity
Source: RefSeq, a predicted model, not a curated record
GCCCCCCUUUUUCCAGAAAAAUGAACGUGAAAUUCUUUCUUGUUCUCUCUCAGCGUUCAACAACAACAACAACGCUCUCAGACACGGACAAAACAACAACAACAACUCAAGCUUCUCUCGGUUUCGAUCUACUUGCCAUUCUCUCUCAAUUCGAAGAACACAGUAAUAUUCACAGAAGUUCGGCACAACAAACACGAUCAAACAACAAACUCAAAACCCAAAUCCCAGCAUAAGCCCUAAAUCCCCAAUCUCAUAAUUUUUCUUGAUGAUUACGUGAUUGCAAAUUAAACAGACAAAUGAAAAAUGGAACUAUACCGGUAAAAACGAAAUCGGAAGCUCAGCGGUAACACUCAGGUAACCUUCUUCAACUUUUCUCUCUAAUCUCUUAUCUGCUUGCGUGGCUUCUUCUUCCUUUGUUUCGAUUACGCGUGGCUUGAAUUUGUGUUCUGAAUGAGUGGACAAGUUGUUUUAGUGUAUGAGCAAGGUGAAUGGAUACGAGGUCUGAGUUUGUUUAUGGUUGAGUGGAACUAGUAGAUUGGAAGAUGGUUUGGAAAAUGAUGAUGAUGAAUCGAAUGGAAGUUCUGUGUUGGUAAAGUUGUAGAGUGGAGUUUUUGUGAUUCAGUUAAGGGUUGAAAAAUAGAUUUUCGUGAUUCAUAACUUUAGAGAUUGAACUAGUUUAUGGUGUUUUUUUGGAGGAUAUUUGAGGUUGAAGGGUGUGGUUUGAGUGUGUUCUGUUAGGCUUGAAGGCACUACUAAAAAAUUCGCUUUUAGUGACCGAUUUUAGUGACCGAAAUAUUUCGGUCACCGUAGCGACCGAAUUAGCCACUAAAUUAUAAUACCUUAAAAGUUUAACAUUAAUUGUCACUAAAUCGGUCACAAAAUAAUGUUAGCCACCAAUUUAACGACCGAAAAAUAGUGACCAAAAUUUUGGUCUCUAAAAUAUUAUAAAUUCAAUCAAACAAAAACUAUAAAAUAAAUUAUUGCCCUAGCGCCGAAACACUUCUCCUGCUCUACACCCUAGCACGGCCGCCGUCCAUACGUCACCUCAAAUCAAGCCUUGCUUCUCCCUUGUUUUACCCUCUACUUCAAAUCAAGCAAACUUCAAGAUUCAAAAUCGUCUCCUUCAUCUUUGCCGCUUAUUCUCUCUUGUUCGUGCAAAUCAAGACACAAAUCAAGCAUACAAAGGAAUUUGAUUGUGAGACCAGCUGCAUUUUUCUUUAUCAAAUGCAAUCUUGACUCAGGAAGUUCAUCAGUUUUAUUCUAGUGACUAGAUGGCUAUGAAUCUACCAGCUCUAUAUUGUCCAAUUGUUAUAUUUAUAAGAGUCGUAUAUGAACAUGACACUUUGUUUCCAACAGAAUAUGAAGUUGAUGACAGAGCACUUCAUCACAGGUUUUUGACGUCUUGUUAAGUGAGUAAGUGAGUGUUUCAGAACUUCACAAUCUAACUCAUGGCACUCUCUAACGCUACCCUCAUUCCAACAACCUUCAACCCCCUCAAAACCAAUCCUCUCCCUUUUCCUUCUUCCCAUGUUUCCUUCCUUUCUCCCUCUCACCCCAUCUCCAAUUCCCUCACCGCCGCCACCAACAUGUCCCGCCUCAAUUCCGCCGACUUCGAACUAUCUACCAUAACAGCUUUAUCCCCUUUAGACGGCCGUUACAGGGAAAAAGUUAAAGACUUGGCUCCUAUCAUGGGUGAAUAUGGACUCAAUUACUAUAGGGUCAUUGUUGAGAUUAAAUGGUUGCUGAAGCUUUCUGAGAUUAAUGAAAUCACUGAAGUUCCUUCUUUUAGUGAAGAUGCUAAGUCUUUCUUACAAGGUUUGAUUGACGACUUUGGUGAAGCUGAUGUUAACGAGAUUAAAAGAUUUGAGAAGAUUACAAAUCACGAUGUUAAAGCUGUAGAGUAUUUCUUGAAACAAAAGUGCCAGUCAAAUGCUGAAACUGCUAAGGUGCUUGAAUUUUUUCACUUUGCAUGCACUUCUGAAGAUAUAAAUAACCUUGCUCAUGCCUUGAUGUUGAAAGAAGCGAUGAAUUCUGUUAUGUUUCCUGCCAUGGAUAAAAUAAUCAAAGCUUUGUGUACAAUGGCCGAAGAUAAUGCUCAUAUCUCCAUGCUUUCUCGCACUCAUGGACAGCCAGCUUCACCGACUACUUUAGGGAAGGAAAUGGCGAUAUUUGCUGUGAGGCUAAGUAGAGAAAGGAAGGAACUGUCUCAAGUUGCGAUUUUGGGGAAAUUUGCCGGUGCAGUUGGAAAUUACAACGCGCAUCUUUCUGCAUACCCUGAUGUUAAUUGGCCGGAUAUUGCACAGGAGUUUAUACUGUCUCUUGGAUUAAGUUUUAAUCCUUAUGUUGCCCAGAUUGAAACUCAUGACUACAUGGCGAAGAUUUUUCAUUCAUUCAUCCAAUUCAACAAUAUAUUAAUCGACUUUGAUAGAGAUGUAUGGGGCUAUAUAUCUUUGGGCUACUUUAAGCAGACAACUAAGGCCGGGGAGAUUGGGUCAUCAACUAUGCCUCACAAAGUGAAUCCCAUUGAUUUUGAGAACAGCGAAGGCAAUUUAGGCGUGGCUAAUGGAGGUUUUUCUCAUCUAAGCAUGAAGUUACCGAUUUCACGUUGGCAGAGGGAUUUGACUGAUUCAACUGUCUUAAGGAACAUGGGUGUCAAUUUUGGUUAUUCUCUUCUUGCAUAUAAAAGCACACUUCAAGGAAUUGGGAAGCUUCAGGUCAACGAAGCUCGCUUGAGCGAAGAUUUGAACCAGUGCUGGGAGGUACUUGCCGAACCAAUACAAACGGUUAUGAGAAGAUACAGUGUUCCUGAGCCUUAUGAGAAGUUAAAAGAGCUGACUAGAGGGAAAGCAAUUACCAAAGAAAGUUUAAGAGACUUCAUUGAAGGCUUAGAUAUACCACAAAAUGCAAAGACCUAUCUGUUAAAGUUAACGCCACAUACUUACGUUGGAACCGCCGUUGAAUUAGCCAGAACAGUUGAACACGAAGUGAACAAUAUUUUGAAUGGAGCAAUCUAGGAAACAGGUGGUUUGAACCUGAGGUUUUGAUUAAUUAUUGAGAUUACUUUACUGCUGCGAAUGCAAUUUUUUUGACCUGAUUCUCGCCAUUGAUAAUCAUUAGUUGGUAAACGAACCUUCUGAUAACUUGUUUUAUUUAUGAAACAGAAAAUAGAGAGAAUGGUAUUCAGUGAUUAAUAUGAGAAGCUAGAGUGAUGUAGAAAGAUUUGGGGAUUUAAUUUUAUCUCUGCACACAAAUUAAAUUCUUCUUAUGAAUAUGCACAAAUCUUUUAAUUUAUUUAA